Molecule: messenger RNA, 2991 nt
Organism: Saccharomyces cerevisiae S288C
Lineage: Eukaryota; Fungi; Ascomycota; Saccharomycetes; Saccharomycetales; Saccharomycetaceae
Gene: OSH3
Product: oxysterol-binding protein related protein OSH3
Exons: 1
Coding region: 1-2991 (996 amino acids)
Biological process (GO): exocytosis; maintenance of cell polarity; endocytosis
Cellular component (GO): cytoplasm; endoplasmic reticulum membrane
Molecular function (GO): sterol transfer activity; lipid binding
Source: RefSeq, marked reviewed
AUGGAAACAAUUGAUAUACAAAAUCGAUCAUUUGUUGUUCGUUGGGUAAAAUGUGGCCGUGGCGAUGUAAUCAAUUAUCAGAUCAAGCCAUUGAAGAAAUCUAUUGAAGUCGGCAUAUACAAAAAGUUGAAAUCCAGUGUAGAUGACCAUGCUUCCGCAGUUCACAUUGCACCUGACACUAAAACAUUGCUAGACUAUACUACGAAAUCUCUAUUACAUAAGGGAAGUUCGAGUAAUAUUGAGGAGCAUCACAGGCGUUCCUCACAGCACUCUCAUAGUUCGAGCAAUGGAUCGGAUAAUAAGAGGAAAGAGAGAUCAUAUUCUUCACUGUCCAUUAGCGGCAUACAGCAGCAAUCCCAGGAAAUACCCCUACGUGAAAAACUCUCUGCGUCAGGAUUCACUUUGGUCAAGAGGGUCGGCAACGUUUCCGGUAACACUAUGGUCCAAGGUGAUCUUGAAGUGAAAGAUACAGACUACUAUUAUGCAUUUAUACUGGACAACUCGUCUUCCAAGAAUGCAAAAAAGAAAAUUCUUUUUAACGCAAGUGUGAUAAACGGCGAUAAUCAAUCGAUGAUAAGCACAAGAUCCACCCCUCCCGCAAGGCCUACAGCUUUAAGCAGAACAUCUACUCAACAGGAUAUGUUAUUUAGAGUAGGACAAGGUCGUUACUUGCAAGGCUACCUGCUGAAAAAAAGGAGAAAGAGACUACAAGGUUUUAAGAAAAGGUUUUUCACCUUGGACUUUCGAUAUGGAACCCUAUCGUACUAUUUAAACGACCAUAAUCAAACUUGUAGGGGUGAAAUUGUCAUAAGCUUGUCAUCUGUUAGUGCCAAUAAGAAGGACAAAAUAAUCAUAAUUGAUUCUGGUAUGGAAGUUUGGGUCUUGAAGGCUACAACUAAGGAAAAUUGGCAGUCGUGGGUCGAUGCGUUACAAACUUGUUUUGACGAUCAGUUCGAAGAUAAGGACACGUCCACUUUGGAAGAAAAUCCCGACAUUCUUGACGAUGACAAGGAAGUAAUUAAUAAAAGCUCACCUCAAGACCACGACCACCUCACGCCCACGGCUACGACCAAAAGUGCACUAUCACAUAGACAGCAUACUCAGAAAGACAUGGAUGACAUAUAUGUCCCAUUGCCCAGCGAAUCUUACGCUACUUUCUCCAUGAAUCUACGUUUGAUUCAACAACGACUGGAGCAGUGUAAAAAAGACUCGUUAUCUUAUAAACCAACUACUUUACAUCAAAGAUCGGAGGGGCUAAAUGGAACACAUUCGUCAUCUUCCGUCUUUACCAAUAAUAGAGUGUCUUCAUUCAAUCAUUCUUCUUCUGGUAUGACGUCAUCUGAUUCUUUAGCCUCUGAAGAGGUUCCUUCCAACAAAACAUAUAUUGAGCAUGCUUUAUAUAACCAAUUGGCAGAUCUUGAAGUAUUUGUUAGCCGGUUCGUUACACAGGGAGAGGUUUUAUUCAAGGACCACCAGAUCCUGUGCAAGAAAGCAAAAGACACGAGAGUUUCUUUAACUUCAUAUCUUAGCGAGAAUGAUGAAUUUUUUGAUGCAGAAGAGGAAAUCAGUCGGGGAGUCAUUAUAUUACCUGACACAGAAGAUGAUAUUAAUAAUAUAGUCGAGGAAACUCCCCUUCUUGGUAAAAGUGACCAAAAUGAGUUCACAAAAGAGGUCCAAUUGUCGGGAUCCGAACAGAUAGCUUCAUCAAGUGUGGAGAGCUAUACAACUAACGAUGAAAAUCAUAGCCGUAAACACCUCAAAAAUCGUCACAAAAAUCGUCGCCGUGGCCACCCUCAUCAUCAAAAAACCAAAAGCGCCCAAUCCUCAACAGAAACAUUUACAAGUAAGGAUUUGUUUGCUCUUUCCUAUCCAAAGAGUGUUACACGCCGUAAUGACAUACCUGAAGCUGCAGCUUCUCCGCCAAGCCUAUUAUCUUUUUUGAGAAAGAAUGUAGGCAAAGAUCUGAGCUCUAUUGCCAUGCCAGUAACCUCAAAUGAGCCUAUUUCUAUUUUGCAGUUGAUAUCAGAAACAUUUGAGUAUGCUCCACUUUUAACGAAGGCUACCCAACGUCCUGAUCCUAUAACCUUUGUUUCUGCAUUUGCUAUUUCCUUUCUUUCCAUAUAUAGGGAUAAAACAAGAACGCUAAGAAAGCCUUUUAAUCCUUUACUGGCUGAAACAUUUGAACUUAUACGAGAAGAUAUGGGGUUUAGGCUUAUAUCGGAAAAGGUCUCACAUCGUCCUCCAGUAUUUGCCUUCUUUGCAGAGCAUCUCGACUGGGAGUGUAGUUACACUGUAACGCCAUCGCAAAAGUUUUGGGGUAAGUCUAUUGAAUUGAAUAACGAAGGUAUACUGAGAUUGAAGUUUAAGACAACUGGAGAACUAUUUGAAUGGACGCAACCAACAACUAUUUUAAAAAAUUUGAUAGCGGGUGAGAGAUAUAUGGAGCCUGUCAACGAAUUCGAAGUACAUUCUUCGAAGGGAGACAAAUCACACAUCCUGUUCGAUAAGGCAGGUAUGUUUAGUGGAAGAUCUGAAGGAUUUAAGGUUUCGAUAAUCCCACCACCUUCGAGCAAUCGCAAGAAGGAAACUCUAGCUGGUAAAUGGACACAGAGUUUAGCUAAUGAAACUACACAUGAAACUAUAUGGGAAGUAGGUGAUUUAGUUAGCAAUCCGAAGAAGAAAUAUGGCUUUACUAAAUUCACCGCAAAUUUGAAUGAGAUAACUGAAAUUGAAAAGGGCAAUUUACCACCUACGGACUCAAGAUUAAGACCAGAUAUUAGAGCUUACGAGGAGGGAAAUGUUGAUAAGGCGGAAGAGUGGAAGCUGAAAUUGGAACAACUUCAACGUGAAAGACGUAAUAAAGGGCAAGAUGUGGAGCCUAAAUAUUUCGAAAAAGUAUCUAAGAAUGAAUGGAAAUACAUAACUGGACCGAAGAGUUAUUGGGAAAGAAGAAAGAAGCAUGAUUGGUCUGAUAUUUCUCAACUCUGGUGA